CAGCGCGAAAGAUCAAUGAGAAAUUUUGGAACCUGGAUCAAGUCAACAUUCGUCUCCUCCACCAAUUAAUGAAUGGAGCGAGUUACAACGCGGCGAGUACGAGCGGCCACGAGGACAGCCAAGGAAGAAUUUUUAGCGAUCAUCGUUGCACGGAAACGAAGAGAAAAUAACGUUUACUUGUAAAAAUCACAAGGCAAGGUGAUCGAAAGAAGCUAUCGUCGAUCGUCGAUAGUAUUGGUUGGCAAACCGAUGAAACGUCAACGCGUCGUAUUGUCGGUCGAAUAAACUCCAAUACUAUAUACAGUCCCGGUUUCGCCGACAAAAUACGAUCGGCAAUAACGAGGUCGCUGCAUCGUGUCGAUACGAUAGAUCGACCGGAGGGAAGCCGCUACCGAUCUCACUCGGGGGAGGAGAGACGCGCGGGGAACCCCGUCGCCACUCGCGACGACUUGGCGUUUAGGCGCCAAUGACGUCACCGGACGAGUGAGGCCGCUGUCGGGGGAAUUCGCGGUCGGAGUUUCUCGCCGCGGUGCGUUUACGCACCGACACGACACGACACAACACGCUCGAAGUUACCGCGAUCGCCGACGAUGAUAGUCGCGGUGUGUAAUGGUAGUGGUGGAGACCACGCGGUAGUCGCGGUGUGACGGUGUGCAGUUUGCUCGUGUCGUGCUCACGGUGGGGGUAAGGAGAUCCUGUGGAAUCGCGCUGCGCGGUGGCCGAUUACACUUUUCUACGUAUGUCGCUCGUCGACGGACUCGACAACGGGCAAUGACUAACCGCGCGCGGCCGAGUGCAUUAGCGAGAGAUACUCGCCGUCGACACGGAGUCGAUCCGGAGCUGUCACUCGCCUUCGUUGUCGCCGCCGCCGACGCCGCCGGUCUACGUCAGCACCGGUCAGACGUGAUUUGCAUAGCAAACAGAUUGUCGCGCUCGUACCUAGUAAGUGGAUAAUGAGAAGAGGAGAAGUCGCUGGCGCUCUUUCUCUCUUCUCAUGUGUAGCGCGAGAACUCGCGAGCGAUCUUGCGCGCGGAUCCGUAUGUGGGUGAGUGUGUGAAUAUCUCUUCGUACAUACGACUGGUUCGCGGUACCAGGAGGAGGGAGAGAUAGAGGAUACGACGCGAACGAGGCAAGUGUGGAGCUUAAAAUAGAAGAAUGACUUCGGCUUAAGUACGUGGCGGGAGGACAAGCGAGUAAAACGAAUCGAAGGAAGGAGAGGGUGAAUGUUGUUCGCUUCUUCCCCGCGCCUCCGCUUUUCUGUGAUACGUUUAAAUUCUACGUUUCUUCGCGCGGGUAAACGAGGGAACAACGGGGUUCGAGAGAGAAGGACGAGAGUAUAUAUAAAUCUGUAUAUACACGUACACACAUAAUAUAUACAUCUCGUGGAGUGUGUGUUCUGUAUGUGUGAUAAUAUCUACAGUGCAUAUUGUAGUGGUGAAACGCAAGAGAGGGUAUAUAUCGUGCCUCUCGCGCAACUUUAUUUUUUUCGCCCUUGCCGUCAGAAAAGGAGAGAAUUCGCCGCGAUCCUCAAACACAGGCAGGAGAGAUCGCGCCAAGCGCGGAACGCUCGCCCCGGAGUGGAGAGGCGUCGUCUCGCUCUCUGUCCCACGCGAUGGAUCGUGACUCGCGUUCGUAUUCCUGCGGAGGCUGCGAGAGGACCGCCGCCGAGGGCCGAGCUAUGCCGAUGGAGUAACAAGUGAGCGGCGAAGCGGCGUUGCCAUGACGACAGAGACCCACACUGUGGCGAUGACAGACCCACAGCUGACCAACAACAACAAUAAUAACAACAAUAACAAUAACAAUAACAACGAUGGCGAGCCAAAAUACCUGCACAAGAAGUUCAAGAAGAUGGCGACGACCGAAAUCGCGCCGAAGGUCGUCGAGCCUAGGAAGGAGACCACGGCGAACAACAUCGUUCCUGCCGAGACGCCCAAACGGAAGGACAUCGACAAGGACGGUAAGGAGUCAUCGAAAGAAUCCGGCCACAAACUCGAGGUUUCCUCGGAACCCGAAGGAACCGAACCCGCCGAGUCUCGGAAAAGCGGCCAUACGUGCCCUUAUUGCAAGCUGACAUGCGCCAAACCGAGUGUUCUUCAGAAGCACAUCAGGGCGCAUACGAACGAGCGACCGUACCCGUGCAAGCCGUGCGGAUUUGCUUUCAAGACCAAAUCAAAUCUGUACAAGCACUGCAGGUCACGCUCUCACGCGCACAAGAUGGAAAAGGGCGACAAGAUGUCUGAAGAUUCCGAUAUAAGUCUGUCGGACAGCGCCAGUAAUGGUACAGGCACACCACCUCCGCCUCCCGUUUCGACGCCCACGACGACAACGGCAACAGUAUCCACCGCUACUGUGAAGAGUGUGAAAACCGGCAAGAUAUACAAGCCGAAGUUUCAAGCUCGAACGACUUUACAAUGCGUCAACAGCGACACGGAAACGUCUUCCUUAUCGCCCAGUUCUUCCAGUAGUUCCUCCUCUUUCUCCUCUAUGACUACUUCCGCUUCCAAUUCCGUCAAGCCGAACGCGGAACAGUUGCAAGAGCAUAUUGACAAGAUCAUCACGGACAAUCAGGCGAUUGUCGAUGCAGUAGACCCACGUCUACAUAAGCUAAUGCAGCGCCAACAGAGUCUGGUGGAGAUGAAACAAUCGUACGAGCAACAACCGUUGAACUUGUCUUCCACAGAGGAAACCUUGAAUAGCAGAAAGCGUUGCUACAGCGACAGCUGUGCUCAGGAAGCAAAAGAAAGCGCACACAAUUCUGAAAGUUCGAUCAUCAAAGAUCUCCUCCUGAAAACUCGUGAUUUUGCCAAUGGAUCAAUACCAGAGAUUACUCUGGAAAAUUUCAUCUGUCCCACUUGCCAUAUCCCCUACACCAGCAUAGUACCCUACACCAGCAUAGACAACCUAGAGGCUCAUCGUAAAUAUUACUGCAAGGGUAGUCCACGAAGAGGAACGGACUAUCAGGUAGAGCUGGAGAAACGAGAUUCUGACUUUGAUUCCAAGUCUUCCGAUUACUACGGCAUUUUGCAGCCUUUACCAUCGCCGGGCCCUCUACUGGGUAAUACUAGGCUGGUCGACGCAUAUGCUCCACCCAUCAAGAAGCAGAGAACGGAGUCUGUGCCAACCAGUUUGAGGUCGCUGGAGGAACUGAGUAAGUAUCCACGUCCGAACUCGCUACAGAUGUUCGGCGGUGAGGUGAGAAUCCUUGACAACACGGGCGAGGUAACGAAAACAAUGCGGAUCGAGCCGCGACAGACCAGCUCGCCCCCGAGCGACCACGUAAUCAAUGCUAACUGCGUGACUUCGGAGAUGGCGUCGAUAGUAGUGAGGUCGGGACUUCAUUCCGGUGGUACCAUGCUACACAAAACGUCGAGCAUACCGGCCAGUACGCCCAGUCCCUCCAUAUCCCUAUCCAACACGUCGAAGAUGGCAUCAUCCAUUAUACCGAACAUAUCAACUCCCAAUAUAGCGCCUAACAUGUCUUGCUACAAUUAUUUAGAGCCGCAUCUCAAUCCGCUGACGAGUAUCACUGCCUACAAUCCGUUGACUUUGCCGCAAACGGGCAUCACGAGCAUUCUCCACGGUGACAAGGUGAUACGUUAUGUACCCGGCAUUCCCGGACCGCAUACGCUGACCGGUACGCCAACCAUAGACAUAUCUCCGAAUAUAACGGCCGGCGAAGCCGGUUAUAAGGUGAUACCGGGUUUACCGGGCUUACACAUGGUACAGCAGCCGUUAGACUUGGCCAAUCCUGUGAGGUUGCAACCCAGUACAGUACAGUCCGGCAUGCCGGAUCCAUUGUCUGGACAUGCUUCUUCCAUAUUGGACCAACCUCUGGACCUGGCCAGUCCGGCGAAGGAGCCGGCAAAAAUCAGCUUUAAAACUCCCAGCGUCGACAGUUUGAAGAGCGUUUUAAUGAGCGGUUUAAUCAGUCCUAAAGUUCCUAGCGUCAAGGUCGAGACCUCGACGGACAAGCAUCGCGCGAGAAUAAUGACAAUGCCCAUUAAUAAAACGGAGCUAGAUCGUCAUAUCAAGAAUAAUGUGACCGUGAAGUAUAAGGCUAUGGAGAAUCCGCGAGAGAGAAGGGACUUCACAUACGAUAAGAGCCCGAAGCUAGACAAAACUUUUAGUUAUCCGAACGGCGUUGACCCCGCAACUUCGUCGAGUUCUUACAGUAAGCUAAAAUACACGACUAAGGUCAUUUCGGAAAACAAAAAGAAGCUUUCCAAUUGGAGCGUCAAUGAGAUAGAUGUUGGCAGAGUAGCAUCGGUAGAGACGAAUAUUGCGAUCUCUAAAUACGAUCUACAAUCUCACGAGAAUGGUCGAUUAAAGAGCAGCAUCCCUUCGGAUAUACGUGGAUCCAAGGUCGUGGAUAGUUACAUAUUCAACGGGGCCAAAGUAAAGGCCGACAACGCGCCGUCGGUGAUACUUGUGAAUUUAGAUUCUUCCAAAACAGAAGUGCCAACGAAAACUUCCACAGAAUUAGUUGUUAAGGACAAACAGCCCGAGGCCAAAUCGCCAAAGAGCGGCGGCGAUGUCGCUAAGGAAGCAACUAACGCCAACAAAUUCUUGAGACCUACAUCCUUGCCGCUGAAGCCCGGCACUUUCACGCCGAAAAAGCAUCAUGGGAUUACACCUACGGAUAACACACUUCCUCUCAUCAGCCCGGAGACACCUCGACCGAAAAAGUCAUACGGACAAUUAUAUUUGAACGGACACGCCUACACAUAUCUAGGACUAAAGUGUUCCACCAGAGUGUUCUACUGCACUCUGAAUCGACCGCAGCCGAUGUACGUUACGCAGCAGCACGGUCUAUCGAUGUACUCUAACUGGAAAAGUAAGGAGGCACCUAUAGAAGUGGACAUGGCGCACUACGAUUCUCGGCACAGGCCUCUGAAUUAUACCACUGCGUGGAAGAAGCAAGAAGAUAUUCUGACGCACUCCUCGCAAAGACCAACCACUCCCAAUAGUCCAGACAGCGGAUUGGAGAGUGAUAUGCAGGAGAAAGCGAAGAGAGUGAAAAUAUUUGAUGGAGGCUUCGAGAGUAAUGAGGAUUACACCUAUGUACGCGGAAGAGGUCGAGGACGCUACGUCUGCGAGGAAUGUGGUAUUCGUUGUAAGAAACCGUCUAUGCUAAAGAAACAUAUCAGAACACAUACAGAUGUUAGACCAUACACCUGCAAGCACUGUACAUUUAGUUUCAAAACGAAAGGCAACCUCACGAAGCAUAUGAAAUCUAAGGCUCAUUACAAGAAGUGCGUGGAGUUUGGCGUGGUACCGGUUCCUACGACCGUCUGCGACGAGAAUAUUGACAAGGAGGCCAUUGCGCGAUUAGCGGCCGGUGGUGGUAAUACGGAAGAAUCCUCGGAAGAGGAAGAUGAUAGCGAUGGCGAGGAGAGCGAAGAGUCUGGUAGCGAAGAGCAAGAAGCGGCGCAAAGUCUACUGAGUCUUUCGCAACAUAACGGGACGAACAGAUUGCCAGGUUUACUGCCAUCGGGCAGACCUACGACAUAUCCAUAUGCGCUAACCCUACCGACGACUUCCACGAUAGAUAUUGUAUCUACCGCAACGAGUACAUCGAUCGUGAGCAGCCAAAGUAUUGCCGCGCAAGAAACGGCUCUAAUACAAAACGAAUUAUCGCACCGUUACUAUUUCCCAUCGAGCCGCGACGCUACGGAAGAGACGAGGAUCAGUGUCAUUCAGUCAUCGAAGAAAGAUGAUUCUGACUUGGAGAUCGAGGAGAUUACCGAUGUCACAGAGUCGCGUCAUCAACUUUCGCAGCCCAUGGAUCUCACGACGAAGCAGACGGCUCAACUGUUGCUCUCGCCAAUUUCGCAAAGAGCUAGACCAGCAGAUAUACUGACUCCCGUUUCAGAACCGGUUCUAUUGCAGACAAUAGUUCAGACGAUGGAGCGGUUGCCUAUACAGGGUAGAGAAUGGAAACCGAACGCGGAAGGUCACAUGUUGCAGGCGUAUCUUACAGAGAGACAUAUGAUGGACAGUAAAAUGAAACAGCAGUAUCGCGUGGGAAACACCAAAUUGGACAACAAACAAAUACAAGAAAGAGAUAUUUAUCCACGGCAUCAGGAUCUCAGUAGAUCCAGGCACAUGGAUUCCAACGGCAUUCCGUCAGUGACGUACACCGAUCCCAGUAAAAUGCAACAUACUAUUAUGGAGUCUAGAAUUAAGCAUAUGACAAAGCACACUAGUGACGACAUUAAGAUGGAAAUCAGGGAGAAAAUUUAUCUCAACAAUAUGGCAAUGGAAAGACGAAUGUUCGACUACGAGACUAUUCACAAGGAUAAAGAACAAUCUAAUCGUUCGGUUUCUGAUCGUGAAAAUUUUGAGCUUGGUCUAACUAAUGGUCCCACUGGUACAAGGCCAAGUAUCGAAUAUGGUCUACCUAUGAGCAAGACUAAUAGCUCGAUGGAGAGAUCAAUUUGUUCUACUGCAUCUAUCCGCAGCACGCCCAGUAUCGACUGCCAUUCACCGAAAUCUUUGAAUAUAGAUAACCGGCCACCGUUGAUGCAACACUCGAGCAAUGAGAUUGAUAGAAGUUCCAUGUUCAACGCGAUGAAGAUGAUGAGUGAGGUAGAAAGGUCUAGGGAAUGUCAUACUGUCAAUCAGGAAAUGAGGUCUGCGAAUCAUGAGAUGAGACUCACGACUACUGAUAGUCGAAUGCAGAGUCCACGGAAUCUCGAUCUAAGACCGCCCAGCAGAGAGAUCAGAACGCCCGGUCAAGAAUACAGAAUGCAGAAUCACGAGCUGAGGCUACCGAGUCAACAAGAAUACAAAAUGCGCGGUCAAGAGAUGAGAUCGCCUAGUCGCGAGUACAAGCCAUCGUUCGCUCACGAUAUACAAGUCAUCCAGGAGCUUAUGCCGUCGACAAACAUGGAACUGCGGCAAACAAAUUCAGAUAAUAGACCGUCGAGCAAUGAGAUGAGAGCUCUUUUGGAAUAUAGAGCGCAGCCUCAAGAUCCCCGUGCCGGCUACGAGAUAAUGCAGUCGCCUAUGCACGAGCCGUCCAAGUCGCAAAACGUCGACGCGAGAAAUACAUCGCCGCAGGAAGCACAAAUCAUCUAUUACGAUGCGAAACAGAACGCGGAUACCGUUAAACAAAAUACACCCGACAGUAUGAAGCGAGCAGUAGCCAGAAAGAUAGUCGUCGGCGGCCCAGAUUUUCGAUCGCCAUCACCGAAUACAGGAAAUCCGAAACCGCAAGCAGAAUUUUUACAACCAUCGAGUGGGCCAGCGCCUAAUUACGUUAGUUUGACAGAGGAUGGUAGGAGUAUAUGUGGAAUUUGUAAUAAGGUGUUCAACAGGCCUAGUCAGUUACGGUUGCAUAUCAAUAUUCAUUAUUUUGAGCGGCCAUUCAGAUGCGAAAGUUGUGCAGUUUCCUUUCGGACUAAAGGCCAUUUAACGAAACACGAGAGAUCCGUUUCUCAUCAUAACAAGGUCAGUAUGACUUCCACAUUUGGUGCAGCGACUAGCAGCAAUCCCAGGCCUUUCAAAUGUACAGAUUGUAAGAUAGCGUUCAGAAUACACGGACAUUUGGCCAAGCAUCUUCGUAGCAAGAUGCACAUUAUGAAGUUAGAAUGUUUGGGCAAAUUACCAUUUGGAACAUUUGCAGAAAUGGAACGAUCUGGUGUCAAUUUGAAUGACAUCGACACGACAGACUGUGAUAAUAGUCUUAAUAGUCUGCAGAUAUUGGCUCAGAGAUUAUGCGGGAAGGAUCCUGCUAAAAUUGUGCAAUGGGAUUCGGAAACUCUGCCCGGGCCGAUUGUGAGCGGUGGCGAAACUUCGUCAGAUGAAGGUGAACCUAUACCGCAGCAUGCACUUCACGCACAAUAUGUAAAAACGACGACGGAUGCGGACGUUUCCCGAUCAUAUCAUGUGCCAAUCAUUACCGAAGAAUCGAAAGCCAUUAACGAUGCUCGUCUACGCAGUCCUCAGUUUAAUCAGCAGAGGCGCGAUUAUGCUGUUAAAGAACAUCGAACAAUACCGGCCGUCGUUUCGAUGGAAGACACGAGGGCAGAAGAAAAUUUACAAUCAUACAAGUGCCAAGUUUGCUCUGUAUCUAUGCGUACCAUAAACGAAUUACAGGUACACCGUUUUGUUGAACAUAAUAUUGAAACAGAUUCUAGUACAAAUAUCCAUGGAGAUAGGAGUGCGGGUAAAUGUAGUAGGGAAAAAGAGAAUACUCAGAAAAGAAUCGCAGAGGAAUCUGCAGUGAAGGAAGAUCACAUUAGGCAAAGACUAGAAGAUACAUAGUGCCAAAAUGAUAUAGCGUGCUAAAGAAUUUGUUUGGAUGGUGUCUGCAAUGUUACACACUUCGAACACUCGGUUUUAAGAUAAUGUAUCUUAUAGAAAACGCAUCACAGAUAUCUUACAGAGAAAAGUCUCGCGCGGUACAUCCUAAAAAAAAAUAUCUCAAUAAGUAGUACAAUGUUUUAUGUUCUUGGGGAGAAAGAUUUCUUAAAAAUUAACAUAUUAACGCAUGUUGAACGCUUGCAAAGAUUUAAAUAAAUCGCGCGUUGUUUGUAAUAAAGAAUUGCGUGUUAUAAAUUUGCAAUUUGACGUUGCCGGAGUAUUUCACAAAUUUCUGAGGAUUUUACAAAAUUUAUCAGAGAAGUAUAAAAGAUAUGGUAAAAAUGUCGUAAAAAUGUUAAACAAACAACAUAAAUUAAAAAGUACUGUCUUGAUCAUGUUUCUUCUACUAUAGAUAUCGGUUCACUUAUAUUGCAAACAGUCCUAACGCGACAUAAUCGCUUGUACAGUCCUCCUAUAAGACUACAUUCUUUCCCAUAAAAUCGGCAUGAUAUAAUGCGUAAGUAAAAUUUAAAAAAAAACGUAGCUCGAGAGAGAGAGAGAGAGAGAGAGAGAGAGAGAGUAUUUGAUAAUAAUUAUAAUAUUUAUACACAAUAGUAUCUCUUGUAGCGAGCAUGACGUGCAAUGAACUAGCAUGUGAUUCUGUAUUUAAAGUGCAAAUGUUGCUUUCAACAUGUUGAAGAGUAUUCUAAUAUUACACUUUAAAUUGAUAUAAAGCUUAUAUACAUAUAUACCAUAUAUUAUAUAUAUAUUUGUAUGAUAUUAGUACGCGAACAACUAUGAGAGUUAUUGUUGACAUAAGAUGAAAUGCGUGUUUGUAUAUAUUUAUGUAUAAUAUAAUGUGAGAAAUCAUGUUUUUUAGUCUCUAUUAUAGUUUUAAGAAAAAUCAGAAAUCAGAAAUUGUAUCGGUUGCUCAGAUUACUUAUACAUUUACAAGCACUUUUAUUAAACGUGGCAAAUUCUUUAGUUUCAUGUCUUGAAAGAUUUUCUUACAAGUAAAUAGGAUAUGAUAAGUAUAUUUAUUUUGAUUUUAUCGGAAACAUUACUAGAUAUUGUUUAGUUAUCUCCAUAUCUUACAUCUGAUAUUAGUUUAAAUCUUUAUUGAUCUUACUCGUUAAAUGCUCUGAGGGACCGAUUUGCUGAUUCUGCUUAAGACAUUUAAGAAGCCAGAUACCUUCCAUGAGCGACAGCUACCGUAUCUUAUAAUUAACUGUUUAUCUUUCUGUAAUGCUAUAUGCAGUUUUGAUAUCUCACUCAAGCACGACAAUGUCUUUCCUAUACUGCAUAAUCAGACACCGUUUAUCACAAUUUGUACCUAGAUGUGCUUGGGCUAAGAUAAUAGAGAUACGGAUAUAUGGAAUGACUGCACAAUUGUAUACAAUGAGGUCCAGUCCAAGUGAUUGUCACUAAACGAUAUCAAUGUAGCAUAGUCUAACAUAGCAUUUUGGAUGUAUAUCUAUUAUCUAUACAAUUCUAUCGACUCCAACCGCAAAACUACAUACGAGCUUCCAAGAUGUACAUGUGUUUUAUGUACCCAAAAUGCCAAGCCAACAAUUUGCGUUUGAAGAGAUCAGCGAAAAUAAUGAUACAUCAAAGUUGACUUUCAAUAUAAAUGAUAACACGAUUUUUUCAUGUGAAAUGCAUAUUUUGCAAAUACGUGUAACAUACAUCUCUCUUGACUAUUCGCAUGUAUACUUAUAUGUGAUUUUGAAAGAAUGUACUUUGCCAAAUUAUAGAUUCAUAUUCUCAAUAUAUUUUCGAAACAUAGUUGUCCGUAGAAAUAUCAGAUAUAUUCAAACGUAUACAUAUCAUAUCCACUGAUCUCUCGAUAUUAACCGAGACGAUAGAUGGCUAUGCGUUUUAUCAUUUGAUCAAAUCGAAUGUCACACAGUACAAGUUAGAUUUACUUGGUAACGGACUUGCAGUUCUGAGUGUGCACUCUGAACAUGAUCGCAAUUCAAAUUCUACGUUAAACUGAACGUUUGAAAAGUAUUGUAUGACAAUAUCUCUGAAAUUAAAUAAUAUCAUACUAAUUUUUAUACAUAAAAAUUGUAAAAAGAUUUUUACAAUUUCAAAAUUUUGUUAUAAUCACUUUUUUAAAAAUUCGUAUACAUAUAAUACUAUGCGAUUUCAAGAUCAAAGGAUAAUUCUUGAAUUACGCUGUCUGAUCGCAAAAUAUGACUAUGUAUAUCAUCACAAAAUAUGAUGAUUUUGAAAUAUAGUUAUGUGUGUGAAAUGUGGAAAAAAGAAUAUUGAUUAUAAUUCUUAUAUUUCAAUUAAUCUGUUUUUACAAAAAUAUUUUAAAUUUCGAUAAUUGUUCAAGUGAUAGAAUAUUGAAUAUAUAUCUCUAAAUAGAGCGGGUACUUCAAAAUGGCUGAUUUCAUUAAGAUAUCGAGAAUAAUAUAUCUCAGAAGUAAUUUGAGAUUUACUUGAUUAUAUAAUAUACUGGUCAUUCAAAUUCAAGAAGCCAACGGAAGAAUAAUUUUAAUUAUGAAUUAGAGAGAUAUAUGAAAAUUAAAUUAUAGGAAAAAUAUUUAUCAGAAAUGUUAUUAAUCUUAAAUCUUUUAUUUUAAAAAGCAAAGUUUAUUACUUUCUUGCAUUGAAUGAUCGAUAUGCUAUUCUAAUUGUUAUCCUCCUUAUUAUUUCGGAAAAGAUUCAGCCGUGUAAUUCACGAACAUGCGAUUGAUAUGUUUUAAUUGUAUUCCAAUAUCUUCCUUUGUAUAUUAUACCAUCUGAUAUAAUAAUUUAUUUAUUAAGACGAUUCAACAUAUAACUUUUACGAUAUUCGAAUUCGAUUAAAUAGAGUCUGUAUUUGCGAUAAGUACUAAAAAAGAACCAUAUUAUAAACUAAUAUCCUAAAGUAAGUACAAGUAUAUCUGAUAAAAAAAUGGAGACAUAUUUAUUAUUGAGAGCGUGUAUACAUGCUCGCAUCUACGAUUUACAUGAAAAAGGUUGGCUUGGCUUCUUUCAGACUCAGUAUUAGAUUUUGAGAAUAAUGGAGAAAAAAGAAUGGUCGCGAAAAAGCUUGUACGGCUUCUAGAUGGUUUUAUACCAGUUUAUGUUUUUUAUGCAGACGAAUCGGCGUUUGACACUCGAUUUCAGGAGAUGUUUCCGAAGAAAUUCUUUGCUCUAGCUCCCUCUCCCAGUUCCAUAUUUUUGGUAAUUUAGAUGAUAUUUGUGGUAAUUUAGAUGAUUUAAAUUUUAUACACACGCGCAUUGUGUAAACGAUGACACAAAUACCUGGCAAUAUAGUAUUUUAUAUGUAUUAUAGAUCUUUAAGAUUUUAUAAAUGUUCUUCCCCGCGCGCGCAAGAAAGAAAGAGAAUGAAAGAGAGAGAGAGAGAGAGAAAAUAAUUCAUCAUCUUUAUGCACGCAUAAAAUGUCAUGUGCUUCUUUGAGCUGCGGCUGCUUCAACAAAUCAUCUGUGGUUUGAGCAACUUUAUCAUGAAAACUUUUAAUUGAAUCCAACCGCAUUGGGCUUUUUUGCCUAUCGAUAUCAGACAAUGGGACCGGAAUGAUAAUUUUAUAGCGUAUGUUAUAAGUAUAUACUUGAGAAAGGUAGCAAACGGAUUUUAUGCCAACGAGUUUUGUCAGUGUCAUCGUUACAUUUUUUCUGAUUCUGUGAAUUCUGUUAAACUAUUGAUGAGAAUAUAUAAUUUUUAUUUAUUGUAAAUAAAAGAAAGAACAUUGCUGAAAGAGCGUUUUAUAUAUUAUGCAUUCUCUGAAUUAAUACAUAAAUACACAUAGAUUUUAUCAAGU
Molecule: messenger RNA, 12083 nt
Organism: Formica exsecta
Lineage: Eukaryota; Metazoa; Arthropoda; Insecta; Hymenoptera; Formicidae
Gene: shn
Biological process (GO): regulation of transcription by RNA polymerase II
Cellular component (GO): nucleus
Molecular function (GO): DNA-binding transcription factor activity, RNA polymerase II-specific; zinc ion binding; RNA polymerase II cis-regulatory region sequence-specific DNA binding
Source: RefSeq, a predicted model, not a curated record